Molecule: messenger RNA, 3215 nt
Organism: Mobula hypostoma (lesser devil ray)
Lineage: Eukaryota; Metazoa; Chordata; Chondrichthyes; Myliobatiformes; Myliobatidae
Product: tricarboxylate transport protein, mitochondrial-like
Exons: 9
Coding region: 151-1053 (300 amino acids)
Biological process (GO): mitochondrial citrate transmembrane transport
Cellular component (GO): mitochondrion
Molecular function (GO): citrate secondary active transmembrane transporter activity
Source: RefSeq, a predicted model, not a curated record
AGGGCUUCACUGACUCAGAGAAAUUGCGCCGUAUGUAUUUAUCCAGCAUUAAUGGGGCUAAAUUAAAAUAAAAAAGUAAGAUCAACUGGGAAUGCCUAUUGGAUGUUGACGGUGACAGUGGAUUGACACGGAUGGAAUGAUGGUUGUGCCAUGCAAAGGAAUGGCAAGGCGAAGAUGAAGACAAUCACAACAGCAAAAAUUACAUUUGACAAGGAUUCAGGUGGACUUGCUGGUGGAAUUGAAAUUUGCAUCACAUUCCCAACAGAAUAUGUAAAAACACAGCUACAGCUCGAUGAACGGGCAAACCCUCCUCGUUACAAGGGCAUCGGUGACUGCGUUCGUGUGACUGUUCAGGAUCACGGGUUCAGAGGACUGUACCGAGGCCUCAGCUCCCUGCUCUAUGGUUCCAUCCCAAAGUCUGCCGUCAGGUUUGGAGUCUUUGAGUCUCUGAAGAACCACUUGGUCAAUGAGAACGGGGUCCUGAGCAACCAGCGAAGCCUGCUGUGUGGCCUGGGGGCCGGGGUGGCCGAAGCUGUGCUUGUGGUUUGCCCCAUGGAGACAGUGAAGGUGAAGUUUAUUCAUGAUCAAAACUCAGCUAAUCCCAAAUACCGUGGGUUCUACCAUGGAGUCCGGAAGAUUAUUCAAGAACAAGGGCUUCGCGGCACAUACCAGGGUGUGACAGCCACCAUCCUCAAACAGGGCUCAAACCAAGCAAUCCGUUUCUCGAUGAUGACAAUGCUGCAAAACUGGUAUAAAGGUGAGGACCCUCAUAAAUCCAUCAGCCCAUUCAUCACAGCUGUGUUUGGAGCCAGUGCAGGAGCAGCCAGCGUCUUUGGGAACACCCCCCUGGAUGUGCUGAAGACACGGAUGCAGGGCCUUGAGUCGCACAAGUACAAGAACACAGUGGAUUGUGCAUAUCAGAUUCUGAGAAACGAGGGGCCCUUUGCGUUCUACAAAGGGACGGUUCCGCGCCUGGGCAGAGUGUGCCUGGACGUGGCCAUUGUCUUUGUUAUUUACGAAGAGGUCAUCAAACUUCUGAACAGGACGUGGUGAACUGAGAACAGAUUCAGCAGCGGCACCACAAAGCUCCCUUCCCCACCCCUUCCACUCUCUCUCAUUUCCCAACAGCUGCCUGACACCCCUUCUCCUUCUCUCUGUCUCUGUACCUCUUCUUGUCUCCCACUCUUUCUCCUUCCCUUCCACUUUUAAUCACCUUCCCUCCUUCCUCUGUCUCUGUCUGUCUGUCUCUCUCUCUCUCCCUCCCUCCCUCCCCCCUCUCUCUCCCUCCCUCCCUCCCUCCCCCCCUCUCCCUCCUCCUGUGACCUAAUGCUGAAUGACAAGCCAGCCUUUCUAUCAACUGCAUUUGCCAAAAAGAGCAUUGUGACUAUGAUAACUUGGACAAAUUGUCGUCAUCCUGGACGAGGCUGCCUCGAUGUCUGAAGGAUGUGGGGUGGUUGGGUAUUGUCUGGGUAAACCUGGUGCUCUAUUAUGGAGGGCAGGUGCCAAUUCUGAUGCCCUCUUUGUUAGGGGAUUUGAUUGUGAGUUUGUGGGGAGUUCUUGUUCCCUGACCCCUUCAGGAUACUUUACAGAGUUCGAAGCAGAGGCUGACACUGAGCCAGCCUGUGAAUCAGUACUGGAACCCAGCACUGUUGGGAUUAAACUGAUUACCUCUUCUACACCAUGCCAGGAAAGUAAACCACGUCAAGUAAGCUGGAAAGUACUUCUUUUCUUUUUAAAGUGCAGUUGAUUCUCAUUUGGUUUAGUAUAGCUUCCCCGAUCUGUCAGAGUGUUAUUUUUAAAAAUGUUAUUACACACGGUUUAAUUUUAUCUUUAGAAUUGAACCUUGGACUUUUUCAAAUCUUUCAGUCACCUGUCUUAAACCCUCUGUACAUGGCUCGCUGUCUGGUGCCUCUGUGAACUGGCCGAGGCAAUGUAUAAACCCAAACUGUUAACUUGGAUUACUGAGCCUGUCGCAAUCCAUUGAGUAAUCAGCUUAGACUCUACAAUACAGCAACCAUGAGGAGAUACAAUUUAGACCUCCCCCCCCCAAAACACCUACACCUCCUCUCCCUAGCCGCUCAGAUUAUGUCUCUGAGUCUGAGCUACAUUACACCAGGACUCAUCGCGGAGCCACCCCUUUGGUAAAUUAUUCUUUUUAUUUACUUAUUACAAUAUUGUUGCCCCUCGGUUGACAGACGAAAGCUGGCUCCCAUUUUAAUGAGCAAUAUUCCUGAAGCACUGAGAAAACCAGAUCAGUUGUCUAAGCUGAGUCACCACAGGAUGAUUAUAGUGAUGCUUUGUUUGAGAAUGACAGAAGAUAAUGGAUGACUUGUUCUGGAACAACAGUGUGUUGUUGGGGCUCAGUUCUAAAACAACCAAAACCAUGGAGGGGUUGUUUGAGAACAACUAAGGCGUAUAAAGUUUUGUUCUUGAGCAGCGAGGAUUAUAGAGGAAUAGAAAUUUUACUCUAGUACAGCUGAAUAUUACCAUGGAUUUUCUCUAGAAAAGUUGAAGUGUGUGCAGGUCUGUUCUAGAGCAGCAGUGCACCAUGAACCCAUUGCUCCAGAGCAGCCGAUUGGGUAACAUCCGCUUUGUUCAAGGACAACCACGGUUCGUAUGUGUUUUCUAGAAGAGCAGAGGGUACUAGAAGCUUUGUUCUGGAAAGAUCACCCAUUGUGUAGACAUUGUUCUCGAUUAUGCUGAACAACUGAAGUUCCAUUGCUGAUGUUUUGCUAAAUGGGGUCAUGGAGGCUUAUUAAAGCAGAACAAAGAAGGGGUUGUGCUGUUCCUCUGGUUUGUGCUAUGGGGUUGCUGCCUUGCUGUUAUCUCAUGUUACGUUCUUACACUGAGUUUAUAAUAAAAUUAUGGAACCUAAUUAUGGCGUAUUAAAUAUCCCAUGCUGUUAUGGAAAAAGCUGCUCACAUCAUUAAGCAGAUGUAAUUGGAAUGAGUAACUAUGAUACCCCGUCUGGCAGUGACCCUUGUGUUUUCUGGUUAAGGCUUUGAGAGUAUUGGCUGGUUUCCAGAUACCAUGUCUGUUUUGAAAAUAUCACUAAUUGAGCAGUGAGCUCUCCAUGUACAACACCCCAACCACAAACCGAACAUGGACAGCAGCACAGGAAACCUCAGGAGAGGAGAGGGUAAUGCUUACAGGCAGCACCGAGUCAUAAAUGCAUGACUUUCUGCAGAAGCUGGAAAUCCAGAGCAACUCACACA